AACUCGCAGAAACCACUGAACACAAGUUGCGUUGCCAAGGAGCUACACUACCUAACUUGACAGAUAUCUACUUCUGGCCUACACACUAGCAUUGCUGCUGCAAGAUCACCAGUUUCUAUUCACGUUUCAUAAUGCAUUGCCUUUUAAAACCCCAACUAGCUAGCCUGCAAAUCUCCCCAUGACCAACCCAUUGCGCCCGGAACUACGAUCGAUGAGCGGCCAUCCCAUCCAAACUACCGUACAUGUACGAACUCCUCACAAUUCACAGCUGCGCAGUGAUCAGCUGACUUCACAAGGGAAGGCCAUCGAAAGGCAUGUCACCCAUGGCGAAACGGUGGGAUUGAUCAUUGAAUUGGGCACUUUACUGGAGCUUGGUGUUGGACACAGUUCCACUUUCCCGGCUGAGGGGGCCAACUCUCUCCGUCCCAAUGUUUGUGGGGGUUAUCGGUUUAGGGUAGCGGCACGGUGGACAGUCGUACUCAGAGUAGCCUUAAAAUAGAAUUCUAUUCUUAGUUCACAGUUCCACAACCGUGACUCUUGUGCCGCACCAAAAAGUCACCAUGUAAGAUUGGUUGACAGCUCUGCCGCUUGCGAAUGAGAUCCAAAAUGGCAGACGCCGCAGACUAGCAGACGGUCGCCAUUCUCCUGUCCCCACAUGCAAGAAGCCUUACCACAAUCCUCGACCAAUGUCCAUGGCUUUGUCUGCUUUGGAGGUAUCCCUCAGCAACCCUACCGGUACCCGAGUCUCCCACUCACAUUCGAGUUGGAAUGAACUCCCAUUCUGGAUGUUUCGUUUACAGGAUCCUUCACUCAAUUGCAGUACGAUCUAUUCAAUCUACUGAUGACGAAUUCAAAGCGGGAAGAUCUUUCAAAACAGGAGACCUGGCAUCAGUUGAUCUUGUCGUCGAAGCCAGCAAUGGCGAGGGUCCUUUCCUGAGACUUUCCGAUGGAUCUGGCUGGAUAUUCGAGCAGAAACCAGGCAAUGACACUCGCUCUGCGGAACCUGCCGUCGUUGAAACUGGAUGUUGGUGCUUCUAUGUCGACAACUUUCCUGCGGGAAUGGCUCUGAGGAACAAUCCAAUGGACCAGCUUCAAGAUCACAAGCAGGGUAUUCCACUGCAUCAGGAAAUCUUGCUUCCUAUGGAGAAGGUCUACUGCGACCGAAGAGUAAGGGGCCUUGCUGGCCAGCAUUUUUAUCGCGUCCAAGGACGACCUUAUGCAUCCUGGGUCUUUGACAAACGAAUUAGAUCGGACAAAACAGUUGUUAUCAUGAUGCAGCCAGAGAGUCAAAUCCGGGUUGGGCUCUUCGCGUUCGAAACAAUCCGCAAAAUUGCCAUCCGAUCCAAGCCUGAUGUUGGCGACGAUACAAAGACAUCGUGGUCCGUGAAGGAGGGUGAGAUUAUUGUCUGUGACAUUGUGCGAGAAUCGCCACAUCCUUACGGUAAUGGACCCUUCCUGCGGCUUACGGACGGAAGUGGCUGGUUGUUUGUCAACAAGUAUGGCGAUGCCAUGAUGAGGGAAGUGCAGGUCGAACAAGGCGAAUGGACUUGUAAAGUCAGGAACUUGGGAAGCAGUGUUCUGUUGAGGAAACAGCCAACUUAUCGCAAAGGGAAGGCCUUCGAAGAUUCGUUUCAGCCCAACCAUGUGUUUCAGUGCGAUCGAAGGGUUCCAGCGUCGCGGAUAUCCAGCGCAUCCUUCUUUCGUGUCAAGGGUACACGGGGAUGGAUCUUUGACUACAACAAAGACGGUACAAAAAUACUGGAUCUCCUUUCUGGUGGACCAAGCAUUAAAGUCUGCGAAAACUUGCCGACAGACCCCGCUUGGUCAGUCCUAGACGUGCGGAUUUUGGCAGCUGCCAUACCCGCCAUUCACGAGAUUGAUCACAACUUUCAUAGUCGUGUGAUCUCAUUUAGUGAUCCGGAUGGAGGGAGAACAAACGUGUACUACACGACAAGGACCGUGGGCACAGCACUAAAUCAUCCAAAUCAAGGCAAAACACAGCUGUUUCGGCGCAACUGCACCAAAGAGGACCUAGCCGAGAUUUUGAGAAACCCUAGAGUGCACACGGGCCGAGGUUACUAUAGAUUAUCUAAGCGUCAGAAAGUACAAUCCUCAGGAGACGAGAUUGACGUAGAAGACGACUUGCGAGAUCGCUUGACAGAAGCAGACGACAAGAUAAGCAAGCUGAUGGAUAGGAAGAAGGAACUGUGCAAGUUGAUUGGUGUCCACCAAGCACGUCGCGCGAAACGCAACGCACAGAUGAAAGCACGACAAAAACAACACAAUUCUAGGCUUCGGCUAGAACAAAAAAGACGGCAGGCGCUAGCUCAAGAAGCACUUGAAAGGGCAGAACUUACCUGCAACGUGUGUGGGAAAGAGUUUGGAAGUACUCAUGCUCGCAAUGAUCAUUUUGCAGCAGUACAUCGAACUUAUAACUGUGAUGUUUGUGGCAAGUUCUUCAAGAACCUGAAUGCGAUGAACCAACACAAGAAUGCGGUGGGGCAUUGGUAGGUUUUCGAGACAACGAUACAGAUGUACAUCCGAGGUUCCUCAGAAGGCGUGCCAUUGUUGGUUGGGUGGGAGUUCUUGGCAGGCUACUGCUAUCGCUAUCGAAGACUAAGACUUGCUAUUUUAAAAUAGAUACAUUGUGGAUGUAGGGCUCGUUCCGUCGCCAACCUGAAGCAAGCUGGGGUGGAUGAGCACUACAAGAUAUAUGAUACAGAAAUUCUGAGGAGCUAAAAGCUCGGGUGAUUCGGAGCACG
Messenger RNA from Seminavis robusta, 2762 nucleotides. NCBI's taxonomy places the organism in Eukaryota, Bacillariophyta, Bacillariophyceae, Naviculales, Naviculaceae. The record is from the annotation of a GenBank genome assembly.